Molecule: messenger RNA, 704 nt
Organism: Mobula hypostoma (lesser devil ray)
Lineage: Eukaryota; Metazoa; Chordata; Chondrichthyes; Myliobatiformes; Myliobatidae
Product: transmembrane protein 17-like
Exons: 4
Coding region: 68-586 (172 amino acids)
Biological process (GO): non-motile cilium assembly
Cellular component (GO): ciliary transition zone
Source: RefSeq, a predicted model, not a curated record
UCCCGGGCCCCGCCCCUGAAGGUCCCGGGCCCCGCCCCUGAAGGAUCCGGGAGCCGCCCCGGCUGCCAUGGAGAUCGGCUGCGGGACGGCGGGUCACCUGGGCCAGACGUCCGUCUGCAGCCUCCCCCUGCAGAUCUCUCUCUACUUCAAUUGCGUCUACUUCCCCUUCUGGUGGGUCUGUCACCUUGUCAUGUUCCAAGUCAAGUACGAACACCUGAGCGCAUACUAUCGAAUCACGCUGAUUGCGCUGAUACUGGUGAUGACGCUGGUCGAGGUCGUCCGGCUGUACCUGGGAUAUGUCGGCAAUCUGCAGGAGAAGGUGCCCCAGCUGGCCGGCUCGUGGCUCCUCACCCUCCUGCUCCAGCUGCCGAUGCUGCUGUUCCAGCUGCUGACCCCCCACCUCUGGGUGCUGCCGGCCGAGUGGGCCUCCUCGCUGUUCUACCUGGCCCUGCUGCUCUCCCAGGCCCUGCUGGCCCUCCUGGCCCUCCGCCGCCUCGCCUCCCAGCUGGAGGCCCGCUUCCGGCUCUCCCACCUCCGCCUCGGCGAGGCCUGGGGCCCCUCAGCCGCCCCUCCCUCCUGGAGGUGAGGGAGAGAGGGAGCGGUUGGGAAGGUGAGGGGUGAGGGGGGAAAUGGAUCGACUGUGAUGAAAUGGCGGCAUGGACUCGAUGGGCCAAAUGGCCUAAUCGUGUUCCUGUGUCUUCGGG